Brassica oleracea var. oleracea is the source of this 1655-nucleotide messenger RNA. Its product is annotated as probable receptor-like protein kinase At5g47070. Lineage: Eukaryota; Viridiplantae; Streptophyta; Magnoliopsida; Brassicales; Brassicaceae. Gene Ontology annotation, biological process: protein phosphorylation. The record is from RefSeq and is a predicted model, not a curated record. The coding region runs from base 303 to 1595 and encodes 430 amino acids. The transcript is spliced from 5 exons. Gene Ontology annotation, molecular function: protein kinase activity; ATP binding.
CGGCCACAGAUAAGCCGGUGAGUAAAAUAGCAAAAAAAAUGUAUUAAAGAAAUGAAAGGGAAUAACGUGUUCUUGGAUUAGUCUAUUAAACAGUAAGCAAGGAAGAGGCUGAAAACAAGAUUAAGAAAAGAAUAAAUAAAAACGUCUCUGGGUUGGUAAGCGGCAAAAUCCAGCUGCCAUGCCUAUUUGACUUCCUCAUUAGUUCAUGCUGAGCUCGUCUUCUUCUUCUUCCUCUCUCUCUCCAAAAGCUACUUUAAAUCUCUUUCUCUCUUAGUAAUGAAAUUGAGCAACCUCAACACAACAUGAAUAACUCUACACCAGUGAGGAGUUUGGUUUCAUCAAAGGCAAUGAAAUGUUUCUACUUCAGCAAAGAUAAACCUCAAGAUGGAGCAGCUAAGACGAGAAAGUCUGAUUCAUUGCAAGGAUCAGGGUCUGAGUUUAACUCAAGUACAAGUACUACAACUUCCAUCACUUCUUCCUUGCACGUCCUUUCCGAGACACACAGUAACAAUCUCAAAGUCUUUGCCCUCGAUGACCUCAAAACCGCUACCAAGAACUUCAGCCGGUCCUUGAUGAUCGGCGAAGGUGGCUUCGGUGGUGUGUUUCGUGGCGUGAUCCAGAACCCUCAAGAUUCUCGUAAGAAGAUUGAUAUAGCUGUUAAACAACUCAGUAGAAGAGGUCUUCAGGGGCAUAAAGAAUGGGUGACAGAAGUAAACGUGUUGGGAGUCGUGGAGCAUCCAAAUCUGGUGAAGCUGAUAGGUUACUGCGCUGAGGAUGAUGAGAGAGGGAUCCAACGGCUACUUGUUUAUGAAUACGUACCAAACAGGAGCGUUCAAGACCAUUUAUCAAAUCGUUUUAUAGUCACUCCUCUUCCUUGGUCCACAAGAAUGAAGAUUGCUCAAGACACUGCUCGAGGACUCGCUUAUCUUCAUCAAGGCAUGGAGUUUCAGAUCAUCUUUAGGGACUUCAAAUCUUCCAAUAUUCUUCUUGAUGAAAACUGGAACGCAAAGCUAUCUGACUUUGGACUGGCUCGUAUGGGUCCUUCAAAGGGAGUCACUCAUGUCUCCACUGCGGUUGUAGGAACCAUUGGUUAUGCAGCACCUGAGUACAUCCAAACAGGACACCUCACGGCCAAAAGCGACGUGUGGAGCUACGGGAUCUUUCUGUACGAGCUCAUCACAGGGAGACGUCCCUUCGAUAGGAACCGCCCAAGAAACGAGCAGAACAUCUUGGAGUGGAUAAGACCUCACUUGACUGAUAUCAAGAAGUUCAAGAUGAUCAUUGACCCAAGACUUGAAGGAAACUACUACCUCAAGUCGGCUUUGAAGCUGGCUGCUGUUGCCAACAGGUGUUUGAUGGUGAAAGCAAAGGCAAGGCCAACGAUGAGUGAGGUCUCAGAGAUGUUGGAAAGGAUUGUGGAGAGUUCAGAAGAGGUUUCUCCCGCUCUGCUGUUGGUGAAGAGCUUGACGCCUAAAGAUGCGUUUGAGGCGUCAAGGAGAGAGAAAGUUAAGAGAAGAUUUGUUGAACUUGUAACUGGGGUAAAUGGUUGUCCUAAUCUGCCUACUUGGUCUCCUAAACUUGUCACUUCUCUUUGAUUUUUGAGACAGAACAUAAACAAACCAAACAAACAACAACUCAGCGUUUGUGUUUGUGUU